GUAACAUCAGCUUGGUCUUUCCUCCAGCUAAAAAUAUAAACUGUUGGCGUACACGAGUUCCUGGGUGUGCUUUGUGUGGCUUUGCUCUCAGGGGCCUUGGUGAGGUGGUGGUAGCCACAGAAGCUCUCGGGGCCAGCCCAAGAGUGCACCGCAUCAGCCCCGUGCCUGACAGGAAGGAAAGAGAAAUACGUCAGUUGUUCUAAACAAAGAAAAAUUGACUUCCUUCUCUCCAGAACAGACUCCUCUGGCCUCUCCUCUUGAAGCUGGUUCAAAGGUACCAACGGGCUGGGCUUUUGAUUAUUAGUGAUGACCUGAAAACAAGAGGAAAGUUAGCGUCUGUAAGACAUUGAUACUCUUCUUAUUGCUAUUCAUAAAUUCCCUCAGAUUGGGGAUUACUUCUGCUUUGCAGGAACUGUCUGCUCGGUUCUAUAAUUCAGAACAAUCUCUGGCAAAACUUCAGAAAAAGAUAUGCUUUUUUCUUAGACGGAUGUCAAAGGCUCCAGUGAAAACGCUCUGUGGGUGGCAUGAGGCCUUCAGAGCAAUGACUCCAACAGAGGGACAGCUUCUUGGGGCUUUCUUGUCCUGAGGAGUGUGACACCGUUAAAAAGGAAAAGAAAGAGCCACAAGUGACACAGUUGCCAACGAAACAGGAGCGAGAGCACUUUCAACAACGUGGGUUUGCUGCGGGACUCUGAGCUCAUCCACAGGACGGGACCACUCGGUCAUGGAGUGAAGAAACUUCAUCUUGGCUCUAAGGAACGAGAGAGAAAUGGCCCAAGAAGUCAAUCUGAAUUCCCUCCAGGAAUUAGAACGUGAGGUGGUUCUCCAGGUUCUGUACCGAGACCGGGCAAUCCAAAACAUGGAGGACGAGAGGAUACGGAAACUGAAGACGCGCCUGCAGCAUCUCCGGUGGAGAGGUAUGAAGAGCGUGAGCCAGGAGAACAAAGAGAAAUCGUGUGCCCGCUGCCAGCGGGUGCUGGGGCUGCUGCUGAACCGGGGGACUGCGUGCCAGGGCUGCAGCCACCGCGUGUGCUCCGAGUGCCGUGUGUUCCUGAGGAGGACCUGCGUCUGGAGAUGCACCAUGUGCUACGAGGACAGAAAUGUGAAAAUAAAAACUGGAGACUGGUUCUUCGAGGAACGAGCCAGGAAAUUUCCAACGGAAGGCAAACACGACACAGCUGGAGCAAAGCUCUUGCAAUCUUAUCAGAAAUUGAGCAAAAUUUCCGUGGUCCCUCCUACGCCACCUCCUCUCAGUGAAAGUUGGUGCAGCGGCAGCCCUGGCAGGUUACACGAACUUCGUCAGUUUAAAGGAUUUAAUAAGUCCAUGGAAAAUUUGUUUCUGUCUGUUACCACCCACGUGAAAAAACUCUCCAAGUCCCAGAAUGACAUGACCUCUGAGAAGCAACUCCUAAGCACGGGCCCCCGGCAGUGUGCCAGCCAGUCGGAGAGAAGGAGCCUGUCCGACACUGCCAUCAGCGUCACCAUCAGGAAAGUCAGUGCACCAGAUAUCCUGCAACCCCACAAUUCAAACAGUCCCAAACGCCCUACUAACCCUGUUUUGAAGCAAGCAGCUCUCUCAUCCCAUCCAGCGCCCACCACUUUAUUCUCAGGAGGCUUGAGACAGGGAAGUUUAAUUAGCAUUAACAGCACUUGUACAGAGAUGGGCAAUUUUGACAACGCUAAUGUCACUGGAGAAAUAGAACUUGCCAUUCGUUAUUGCUUCAAAACCUAUUCUUUGGAAAUAUGUAUCGAGGCCUGUAGGAAUCUUGCCUAUGGAGAGGAUAAGAAGAAAAAGUGCAAUCCGUAUGUGAAGACCUAUCUGCUGCCUGACAGAUCCUCCCAGGGAAAACGCAAGAGUGGAGUCCAAAAGAACACGGUGGACCCAACCUUUCAGGAGACCUUGAAGUACCAGGUGGAGCCUGCCCAGCUGGUGACCCGGCGACUGCAGGUGUCCGUGUGGCACCUGGGCACACUCGCCCGGAGGGUGUUUCUUGGAGAAGUGAUCAUUCCUCUGGCCACGUGGGACUUUGAAGAUAGCACAACACAGUUCUUCCGCUGGUAUCCGCUCCGGGCCAAGGCAGAGAAGCAUGAAGACGGUGCCCCUCCCAAUAACGGAGAACUUGAAGUCCGGGCCAAACUGGUGCUCCCUGCAGAGCCCAGAAAGCUCCAGGAGGCUCAAGAAGCUUUCCUUCCAGGGGCAGAUCAGCCAUCAUGUAACGGUCAACUCUGUUUGGUGGUGCUGGGAGCCAAGAAUUUACCUGUGCGGUCAGACGGUACCCUAAACUCAUUUGUUAAAGGCUGUCUCACGCUGCCAGACAAACAAAAACUGAGGCUGAAGUCUCCAGUCCUGAAGAAGCAAGCGUGUCCCCAGUGGAAGCACUCCUUUGUUUUCAAUGGUGUGACCCCUUCUCAGCUGAGGCAAUCCAGCCUAGAAUUAACCGUCUGGGACCAGCCCGUCUUUGGUGUGAAUGACCGCUUGCUGGGAGGAGCCACGCUUGGUUCCAAGGAAGAGCCAGCCGGCGGUGCCUACUCAGGCACACAGACAAAGCUUCAGUGGCAGAAAGUUAUCUCCAGCCCCAAUUUAUGGACAGACAUGACACUCAUCCUGCACUGAAGCGCAGGCUCCACUCUGCAGCGGGCUUCAAGUCCGCGUGCCUGCAGGUUAGCUGAAGAUGGGCCCUCGAGGGACCACACUCCAUCUACAGCUCUGCCCCGUGCCUAGCACGUUCUUCCGUAUCCCUCUGUGUACACUUGUUAAACAGAGCAGUGACCACUGUUAUAGAAAGAAGUCUCGGGUUGCUUAUCUGCUUUGAGAGAUGUGGAAAAUGGCUAGACUUCAAUAAAUGUUCAAUAGUUA
This is a messenger RNA of Hipposideros armiger (great roundleaf bat), 2857 nucleotides long. It is a transcript of the gene SYTL3, whose product is annotated as synaptotagmin like 3. Gene Ontology annotation, biological process: intracellular protein transport; exocytosis. The record is from RefSeq and is a predicted model, not a curated record. Gene Ontology annotation, molecular function: small GTPase binding; neurexin family protein binding. NCBI's taxonomy places the organism in Eukaryota, Metazoa, Chordata, Mammalia, Chiroptera, Hipposideridae. The transcript has 16 exons. Gene Ontology annotation, cellular component: plasma membrane; exocytic vesicle. The coding region runs from base 770 to 2614 and encodes 614 amino acids.